Messenger RNA from Perca fluviatilis (European perch), 4159 nucleotides. It is a transcript of the gene tacr3a, whose product is annotated as tachykinin receptor 3a. Gene Ontology annotation, cellular component: sperm midpiece; plasma membrane. The record is from RefSeq and is a predicted model, not a curated record. The transcript has 5 exons. The coding region runs from base 225 to 1463 and encodes 412 amino acids. Gene Ontology annotation, biological process: positive regulation of flagellated sperm motility; G protein-coupled receptor signaling pathway. Lineage: Eukaryota; Metazoa; Chordata; Actinopteri; Perciformes; Percidae. Gene Ontology annotation, molecular function: tachykinin receptor activity.
UUAUACUGAAAAGUGCGGAACGAUUGGAGACAUUCACUGUGGGGAUCUUGGAAGGAGAUGUGUAUUUUUUAAGGAUAGUGAUUUGCUUAGGUUGCGCGCUAUGGUGCAUAUACGCAAAUCCUCACACCAUUCACACCAAAGCUAUAGCUUUGCACCUCAGUGAGUGGAUCAGACUGCUGAAACAACCAAAUCAUUCACUAUAUUUGAGGGGAAAGGAGAAGAGGAUGGCAGCUCCACACAAAGGAUCCAACAUGACGGCGAACUUUACCAACCAGUUUGUGCAGCCGCCGUGGCGCGUAGCUCUCUGGUCCGUAGCCUACAGCUCGGUACUGGCGGUGGCGGUGUUUGGAAACCUCAUCGUAAUCUGGAUCAUUCUUGCCCACAAGCGUAUGAGGACGGUAACGAACUACUUUCUCCUAAACUUGGCGUUUUCGGACGCGUCAAUGGCCGCGUUUAACACUUUGAUAAACUUUAUUUAUGCUGCCCAUGGGGAGUGGUACUUCGGGGAAGGGUACUGCAAAUUCCACAACUUCUUCCCGGUAACAUCCGUGUUUGCAAGCAUCUACUCCAUGACUGCGAUAGCUGUGGACAGGUACAUGGCCAUCAUCCAUCCCCUGAAGCCUCGUCUGUCCGCGAAGGCCACCACAGCAGUUAUCGUCUGUAUCUGGAGUCUGGCCGUGGUUCUGGCCUUCCCUCUCUGCUACUUCUCCACCACCCGAGCUCUGCCCCGCAGGACCCUCUGCUACGUGGCCUGGCCUCGCAUGGCUGACGACCCCUUCAUGUAUCAUACCAUAGUGACAGUUCUGGUCUACGUGCUGCCCUUAGUGGUGAUGGGCAUCACUUACACCAUCGUGGGGUUGACUCUGUGGGGAGGGGAGAUCCCAGGAGACUCAUCUGAUAACUAUCAUGGACAGCUCAGGGCUAAAAGGAAGGUGGUGAAGAUGAUGAUCAUCGUAGUGGUGACCUUUGCCCUCUGCUGGCUCCCCUAUCACGUCUACUUCAUUGCGACAGGUCUUAACAAACGUCUGGUUAAGUGGAAGUACAUCCAGCAGGUUUACCUGUCGGUGCUGUGGCUGGCAAUGAGCUCCACCAUGUACAACCCCAUCAUCUACUGCUGCCUCAACAGCAGAUUUCGAGCUGGCUUCAAGCGAGUUUUUCGUUGCUGCCCAUUCAUCAAGGUAUCCAGUUACGACGAGUUGGAACUACGCUCUACGCGGCUGCAGCAGACACGCCAGAGCAGCAUGUACACGCUGUCCCGAAUGGAUACCACUGUCUUGAUGGUUUACGACCCUGCCGAGGGUGAUGGCGGUGCAGGCGGUGGCUCUGAAGGGAAGCCCUCCCUGUCCGCUAGGAAGAGAAGCUACAUCACGUCUCGCCACAUUGAGAUCACGGGAUGCAACGGUGGCGGCGCGAAGACGCAAAAUGGAGGGGCUCCAAGUGCUCAACCUGAGGAGUUCUCUUAAAGGUUGUUCUCACAGACUUACACACAGACAUAUACAUGCAUGUCAGAAAUGUACACACAUGCGUAAUACACUGCACAUUACAAACGGUGCACAGCUGUUUGCUUAAUUUAGACGUAGAAGCAUUUUAUCACAGCGUUUAACAAAGAAGGUCAUAUGGAUUUAGAGAUUAUUAAAUAUUUUACCUUGAUGGAUAAUAUUGAUUUUUUAAGAUACUCUGGAGCAUGGAUGGAUCACUGAGCGGGCUUUUGGGGCAAAGAUGCAGGAGCUCAAGGGGUCACUUUGAAUUGAAUGUUAAGAGCAGUUUAAAAGUCACACUUAUAGAAAAGUGUUUUGCUCCUGAUUCUUUAAAAUUGGUUAUCAGUCGAUACCAAGUGUGAUCCAAAAUUAUUUUUAUUACAUGAUUGUUCAUUUCUUCCGACAUAAUACAACGGACAGUAAUAGGCUAUAGUACACCUACAGCAAAAUAAGUUGAGCAAUUUAAAUGUUUCACAGAAGAAUAGCUCUGCUUUAAGAAAAUACAUCAGGUUUUUUUUUCAGUAUUUUACCGUAAGAUUUUGUCUAUCAUCUUGUAUUGUUUUGUAUAUUAUCUGUGGAGGGGAGGGCCUGUUUCCCAAAUUGAUUUGUGAGCAGUGUUUACAUGCAGAUCCCAAAACAUGGCACCAUCCCAAUUCACAAAGGAUUGUUGUUUGCAAAUUCCAGAUAAAUUUGUGAGUCCUCCAGGGCUCUUCCAUCCUCAUGCAUGGGUCACAAAUAUAGCGUUUGUUUAUCUCAUUUUGCAAAUUGCAGCUUGGUGAAACAGGCCUCUACUUUGCCAGGAUGCUUUGCACACAAUCUAUCAUUGCCUCCAGCAUAAACAAACUACUGACGUUCAGGGUUUGUUCUCAAAUAACAGCAUAACUGGGGAGUCAUGGUUAACACUUGCAAGUUAGGCCGAAAAAAAACGUGAAUUGAUCACUAGCGACUGGGGCUUUGUUAGGGGGCCCUUUACAUGUCAUGCUCGGGAACAGCCUUAACAACAUACAAGGUGAACAAUGGUUAACUUGAACAGUAUGAUCAUCUAAAUUUAAGACGCUUUGCCAUUGAGUGCUAGGUUGAAGUUUUCUCCUUAUCCCAUAAGGGUCUCUCUGAAUUAAUUAAAUACUGUAAGUAGCUGUUUCCUUAAAGCGCAUUCAGUACGUUCCACUCUGAUUGAGAUUAGCAUUUAAACAGUCAGUGCAAUGCUGUUUUGGUAAGGUCCGUCCCAUGAUUAAAGUGAUAUCAUAAAAAUGAAUCAGUUCUGCUUGGGGAUUCGCUGCUAGGAGUGUGAGGCCAUCUUACAAUGAAAAUAAUCUGAAUCAUGAUGAUUGUAAUUAUGUAAGUAUGUCAUAGAUUUCAUUUCCAUCUGUAGGUAUUAACUUUGAACUUAAUGUGAUGCAGAGGAUGCACUCUGCGCUAUUUCCGCCUGCAGCAAUUAAUGAGCGGCUGCAGAAAGUCUCCAAUGGAAUGGCUAUUGAUUGAACUCCAUUUGGCUUUAUAUGUGGCUUUGAGUUUGGCUCUAAAAGUACCAUGAUUGACUUUGGCUUUCAGUUAUGUAAGAGCUGUAAGAAACGUGUUUCCUGUAACUGGCAACAAGCCAGAGGCGAAAUCCAGUACAUUUGCAGCAGGCCAAUAAACAGGGUGCUGGAGAAUGUGCAGAUUGAAACAGAACUUAACAACUGGCCCUAAUGGGUCAAUAACAAUCACAUUUUUUACAGUACAUUUGCAACUAAGUGAAGGAAAACAUAAAGGAAGCUUCACCGUGAAGUGCAAGAUUUGUUUUACUGUUCUAUAAUGUUUUACUGUUGUAUAAUUAUUACAUGCCUUCAUACAAUGUGUAAUGAGAAAGCAGGACAGUGUUUGCCUUUUGCAGUUGUUGGUGUUUUAGUAAUUUCUUCCAGCAUGCUGUUAUCCAGUGUUGUAUCUAUAUUUAACUCCCUGCUUGUGUGCUCAUCAAGUCAUGCUAGUCUGUGCAAUGUUGGGUUUAUAAUAAGAUAAGUUGAACCAUACUGUGACAGGAUUAUAUAAACCACAGGACUAGUGUAUCCCCUUCUGACUCUGUACACAGCAACAGACGGACAUGACUCACUGCUGGGAAGUAAAUGUAAUUAUAGAUUUGUUUUUGUUUUUUCACCAAACAGACCUUCUUUAAAGAUACUGCCAAAAAAGAUUUAAAUAAUAUAUCCUGUAUGAAGUGUAAUGUAUCCUGUAUAAAACUGAAUUUGGAGUUUGACAGUUAGUGAUAGCAGGUUAUUAUAUAUAUUAUAUACAUGCUGUUUAACAAAUGAUUCCCAGUCAUUCAUUUUGUCAUGUUUGGAAGAAAAUUAAAGUUUAAAUCUCCUAGAUUGACCAGAAAUUGCAACCACAAAAGCACAUUUUAAAUUUCCUUAAUUAUUCUUACCAACAGUUCUGAAUGUUAGAAGACUUCAUGAAAGUAUUUACUUAAGAAUGUGAAGAAAAUAAAAGUUGUGCAUUUCAGUGUGAUGUAUUUUUAAGCUGUCAUCAUAUGAAUAUAUUGAAGUUGGUUAAAUAUUUGUAUGUGCUAAUCAAUCUAUUUUCAUGUUUCUCUGUAUAAAUGUUUGUGUUUUCUAUGAAUGUACAGUACAAUGUGUGCCUCUAUCUCUGUCAAGUGGUGACCAUAUUAUUUGUUGUGUUUUUAAAGGAUAAUUUGUUAAUUUCGA